AUGAAUACAACCUUUGUUUGGUCAACAACCGAAAAAGGUGAAAAGGCUAUUCUAUAUAAUAGUUACCUUUAUCGAUUAAAAUGUGAAAAUCAGAAUGGUUCAUUAAUCUCUAUUUGUACUUUCAAAUGGUGUUCUCGUAUCAUUACUUUAAAAAAUGAUGCAAUUAUAAAAACAAAUGGUGAAAAUUAUAACCAUGAUCUAAAAUUGCCUGAAAAAGUUCGCACCAUGCUUUGUGGAUUAAAAUAUCGAAGAUUAACUGAUGUAGAUGAACCUGUUACAAAACUUUAUGAAGACGAAGUGAAACGAUUUCGUAGUGAAAACAGUACAGCUGGUCCAGUUCCAGUCUUCGACGAACCAUAUAAAGUUAUAGCAUUUGGUUCAGAACAAGCAUUAAAUUUAUUAAGUAUCAAUCCACAUUGGAAUGAUGAUGGAACAUUUCGGACAUCACCUGCAUUAUUUAGUCAAUCAUACUACUUACAUAUAUGGGAUGAAUUUAGUAUGAAAACAAUAGUUUAUUCAUGUUGUCAAGAUAAAUCAGAAGAAUGCUAUCAUGAAUUACUUAAAUUAUUACUUACAUAUGCAACAACAAAAAAAAUAUUAUAUUAA
This is a messenger RNA of Rotaria sordida, 606 nucleotides long. The record is from the annotation of a GenBank genome assembly. NCBI's taxonomy places the organism in Eukaryota, Metazoa, Rotifera, Eurotatoria, Philodinida, Philodinidae.